AUGUGCAUCAAAAAUGUAUUACGCUAUUUACUGUAUGCGCUGUUUAUUUUUGUGGUCACAAGUGAAAAUCCACUAACGACAUCUGGAAAUUCUGCGCAAAUAGUAAAAACAGCGGAAUGCGUUUUAAAACUGUCCGCAAAAUAUUUUGUGGAGAAGAAAGCUCUCAGCGGCAGCAUUGUAAUAAUCAAUAUUAAUUCUUACGCUUCAACAACACAAGUGCUAUUAUUGAAAACCAUCCACAGUGGCAUGAAGUAUUCAAUUAUGGUCAAAGAUUCUUUCUAUCCGCACGCUAAUGCGUCGCAUUUCCCCGAGAAAGCUAAAAAUUAUAUGCUGAUUUUGGAAGAAAAAUCGGAGUUGGAAAGAAACAUACUGCAGUUGAAUAAAUUGCCCACUUGGAAUCCAUUAGCGAAAGCAAUAGUUUUCUACCAGUUGAAGGAUAGCGAGAGCGCCGAGGAAACGUCUAUUCACUUUAUUAAUGAACUUCGCAACUACAAACUUUUUAAAAGUAUUAUUUUCAUAUAUUCUCCUAACGCAGACGAAGUAGUUUCAUAUACUUGGAAGCCUUACGAUGACAAUCACUGUGGUGGGAAAUGUGAGUCUGUUUACAUUUUAGACAGAUGCAAGGAUAAUGUUAUACAUGAAUUUGAAACACAAAAGGAAAUGUUUCCUUUGGAUAUGAAAGGCUGUCCAUUAUUAGUGUACGCGGUAAUCUCUGAACCAUACGUGAUGCCCCCAAUACGAAAGAGUAUUAUCGCAGGGAACAAUGAUUCAUACGAGUUUGAUAGAGGCGCAGAAAUAAACUUAGUAAAAAUCAUUAGCCAAUUUAGAAACAUGUCAUUAAUUAUAAAAAUGUCUGAAACUAAAGAAAACUGGGGAACUAUAGAAGUUAAUGGAUCGGCAACAGGUGCGUAUGGGGUGUUGAGAAACGACGUGGUAGAUUUAAUUAUAGGCAAUAUAGAAGUCACAAGAACUAUCCGAAAGUGGUUUCAUCCCACAAUCAGCUACACACAAGACGAAAUGACUUGGUGUGUGCCCAAGGCUGGCCGGGCGUCUACUUGGAAUAAUUUAGUAACAAUAUUCCAAUGGUCAACGUGGAUAGCUACGUUUAUCAGUCUGAUAGUAAUGGGACUGGUUUUUCAUUACUUUUACUAUAGGGAGAACAACAGAAAAGUCACUAAAUGGCCUACAAAUUCCUUGCUGAUGACUUUCAGUAUGUUACUAGGCUGGGGAUCAUCAUUUGAGCCAAAAAGUGGAACGUUCCGCAUCUUAAUCUUCGUUUGGCUUCUCUUCAGCGUAAACAUGGGGAUUUCCUACGAAUCGUUCUUGAGAACUUUCUUAAUGCACCCGCGAUUUGAAAAGCAGAUAAGCACCGAAGCGGAUCUUAUACAGUCUGAGAUUCCUUUGGGAGGCAGGGAGAUUUACCGACCCUAUUUUGAGACUAAUAACGCGAGCUCGUUUUAUUUGUAUCGCAAAUAUAGCUCGACGACGUUUGAAGAGGGGAUAAGACGUACAGCUUUGAGUAGGAAUUUUGCUGUUGUCUCAUCCAGAAGACAAUCGAUGUAUCAAGACCAAAAAUUAGGGAAAGGUGAGACGUUGAUAUACUGCUUUCCAGAAAGUAACAAUCUUUACAAAUAUGGCGUUGUACUUUUAGCUAGAAAGUGGUUUCCGAUAUUAGAACGAUUUAAUACUAUUAUCCGUAGCGUCUCGGAAAAUGGUUUGAUAGACAAGUGGAAUGAAGAAUUGCUGAUUCAUACGAGCAGUGUUGAACUGACUAGCACUAUAGCAUCUCUGAGUGUGGAACAUUUAUUGGGUGCUUUCAUGUUCAUUGGUUUGAUGUAUAUCAUAAGUAUUUUAAUUUUUAUUGGAGAGUUGAUAUAUCAUUUUACUGAACGUAGGAAUGUAGUAAAAAUGUCUGUUAAUUCUUUUAUUCAUUCAUCCAAAUAG
Messenger RNA from Achroia grisella, 1944 nucleotides. RefSeq lists its product as uncharacterized. The record is from RefSeq and is a predicted model, not a curated record. The transcript has a single exon. Gene Ontology annotation, molecular function: ligand-gated monoatomic ion channel activity. The coding region runs from base 1 to 1944 and encodes 647 amino acids. Gene Ontology annotation, cellular component: membrane. Lineage: Eukaryota; Metazoa; Arthropoda; Insecta; Lepidoptera; Pyralidae.